GGUUCAGAACAAUGGUCCAUUGGUCCAUAUCCACAUGCCAAAAACGUGGCGUACAAUAAUUGCAUGCAUCGUCUAUUUUGCACGCAGAAAUUAGAAAAGGAAAACAGUUUUUUUUUUAAUAUUUUUGUGUUUGGUGUAUGAUGAUCUAUAAAUAGAGGUGGAGAAGAACACAAUUAAGUAAGUAUAACAGCAUCUGCUUAAGAAGAAAACGAGAGCAGCAAUGGCAGCGGAGCUUCCAAAUUUCAUCGUGCUGAGGGCAACCGCCCAUCAGCGGUACGUGUCGUACUACAAGGAAGAAGGCCCCCAGAAAGGGUGGGUGACCGCCGAGGUGGAGGACGUGUUCAGCCCACUGGUGAAGAUCCAAGUGGAGCCCUCCAAAAGCGACGAGCGCUUCGUUCACUUCCGCUUCGUCCACACCAACAAGUACAUAGCUCGAAGCAACAACUCCCAGCAGCUCAUCGCAGUCGCUGACCAGCCGGAGGAAGACCUCUCCAAGCCCACCUGCACGCUCUUCGAGCCCGUUUUCACGCCCGCCACCAACGCCCUCGCCCUCCGCCACGUUCAGUCCAACCGCCGCGUUGACGUCCUUAGUCUCACGUUUAAUCCUCCGCUCGCGCCCCGCCUUAUUUGUCUUAUCACACGCUUCGCUACUAACGAGCUGCCACCCUCUGAUCAUUACCAAUUCAUUGACUGGGAUACCUUGAUUAUCUUACCCAGGCAUGUCGCAUUCAAGGGACACAAUGACAAGUAUCUGAGAAGCUUGACGUUCCAGAAUUUUCCGUACCAGCAGCUGUCGGCGGACGACCCCAACGCCACCGACACGGGGUUCGAGGUGCACACCAUGCUGGACGGACAUGUCCGCAUAAAGUCCCUUCAUUUCGAUAGGUUCUGGAGACGCAGUCCCAAUUGGAUAUGGGCGGACAACAACGACGCCAACAGCACCCACGCUGACACCUUGUUUUGGCCUGUCAAAAUUGACGACAACACCAUUGCGCUUCGGAACGCAGGCAACAACCAUUUCAUCAUGCCUCUCACCCUCGAGGGAAAGACAGACUGUCUGAAUGCCCGAGUGCCCAACAUGACCAAAGAGACAAGAUUUGUGGUGGAGGAGCUGGUUCUCAAACGAGACAUCUACCACGUCCGAUACCGCAUGGAGGAAUCUCGAAUCUACGACGAGGAGCCCUUCCUCGCUGGGACAGCCACCGCCACCAACAUGUCGAAUGACGAAGCUACGCUAGGCAUCACCGUCGCCUACGAGGAAGCUUCCUCCUACUCCUUCACCAGCAGCCGCUCCAUAACUGCAGGGGUCGAGUCCAAGAUCACUGUCGGCAUUCCCAAAAUCGCCAGCGGGAAGCUCCGAAUCUCCUCGGAGGUGACCCAGACGCUGGAGUGGAACGAGACCAAGGAGGAGAAGAAGACUGUCGAGGUGGAGCACUCAGUCACCGUGCCGCCCAAGAGCCGGGCCACGGUUACCUACGUGGGGACGCAGGGAAAGUGCAGUGUUCCCUUCAGCUACACUCAGAAAGACAAGAGCUCUACCACUGGGCAGAUGAUUACCAGCCAGCAUGCUGAUGGUAUCUUCUUUGGCGUCAAUUAUUACAAUUUCCAGUUUGAAGCCAUGGAAAUCGAACCCCUCUAAGACCGGGUCGAGUCGGCUUGGGAUCCUGUGUUUUAUGAUUGUGUUUGAAUUGAUUUCUGUUAUUGCGUAUUUAUGUUUCUGAUGUAUAUGUUUUGGAAUAAAGGAUCCUGUGCCCAUCAAUUUCAUCAUAUAUAAAUGUUCAACGAAGAGACUAUUGUUAUGUUGUCCA
This is a messenger RNA of Salvia miltiorrhiza (redroot sage), 1808 nucleotides long. RefSeq lists its product as uncharacterized. The record is from RefSeq and is a predicted model, not a curated record. NCBI's taxonomy places the organism in Eukaryota, Viridiplantae, Streptophyta, Magnoliopsida, Lamiales, Lamiaceae. The transcript is spliced from 2 exons. The coding region runs from base 221 to 1639 and encodes 472 amino acids.